CCUGUUUUACGAGGCGUAAUUCCCGGCUAGUACCCGCUUAGAUGAACUAAUCCCUACUGUGCUUACUGGCCUACUGUACCUUCCUCAAGUCCUAUCCAUCGAGAUACCUCGUAGCGUUUCCCAUUUUACCACCAAGAAUUAGGAACGUUGCCAUUAACGAAACCAACUCUUCGAGUCUCUCUCUCUUACUUCUCUGACACUCGGAAUAGGAGGUAUUGGAGACUCGGCCUUCCAGGAAUAUCAUCGACCUCACAUCAAAUUUCUUUCCGCUUUCUUUCUGCUGCAUCUUCUUCCCAAUAUAGGCCAUGGAGUUUGACGAUGAAACCGAGCUGGGUCUCGACAUAACCCAAACAGAACUCAUGAGCAUACUGCCCAUUGCAGUUCUUCAACGCCUUGCUCCGGAGCCAAGUGGAAAAUGGCAUCUUUCUAAGGUUGGACCCAAUGAGUUUCGCGCCGAGUACGUUGUGAAGAGAUUGCGCGAUCGCAUCAUUGCCUCCAGACAUACAAUCUCCACCGUUCUCUCGGUCGCAGAAGUCCAUGACAGCUUUCCUGUUCAUCGUGCUCGUGCUUUGGACCAAGCCCAGACAGAUGCUAUUCUUCCUCAAAUUGAGCAUCUGGUUCAUCAGCCUGCUGGCAAUACAGGAUUUAUUCCCAGGGCAAACAAUUCUUCAUCUGCCCAGGGAUUCCAAGAAGAUGAACUUUCUGGAUUCCCUUCCAUUACCACUUCCAAUCAGACCAACUACUUCUCUCAUUCUCAGAGCUACCAAAAUUCCAAUGGUCAGGAAACUACAUCCAAUGGCGAGCUCCCCGUCCACAAUGAUCUUGGUUUCUUCAACGAGGACGACUUUACCACAGCUGAAAUGCUGAGCAAUGAUGCAUUUCUGCAAAGUGGAAAUAAUUUGGAGAAUCACACACAGAAUCCAGAUGCUAUCUUCAGCCCAACAUUUCCUGGCGCAAGUACAUCCCUCACCAACCAAGCUGUGGAUGGUUCCGGAAACUUUUUUGAUGAGACAGAUCUCACUGACAUGGGUCUGCAAUGGAACGAGAAUGAGGCCAUGGUCUCUCCAGCUGCGCAAAACACAAGUGCAGCAAUUCUGCAGAGUAUUGAGUUCUCGCAAAACCUUCUAUCUGGUAAUCAGGUCGUAAAUCCCUUUUCAGAGCGAAUGGCCCAGUUCCAGACAUCAGUCUUCUCAUCCACUUCUCAAGCUGCGAAUCAGACGUCUUUUGCGGGCAUUCCUUUCAUGUUUCAUGCUGAGAACAUGACGACUACUAACGAUAGCGUUGGCAAAAAGUAUGAUACAACGGAGACUGGCGACCCUUCGCAUGAAGGUGAAGACAUAUAAUCCAAAGAUGUUGGGUUGGUUGGUUGGUUGGUUGGUUGACUAAGUAAGCUUGUUUCUAUCAGUUUGAUCGUUAUCAAUUGCUAAUUUGAGGUAAUCCAGAUCCCCAUAUCCAGUGGAGAACCCGCUUCGGCUCC
Molecule: messenger RNA, 1477 nt
Organism: Sodiomyces alkalinus F11
Lineage: Eukaryota; Fungi; Ascomycota; Sordariomycetes; Glomerellales; Plectosphaerellaceae
Exons: 2
Coding region: 306-1343 (345 amino acids)
Source: RefSeq, a predicted model, not a curated record